AUGACGGCUGUCGCAACCGCACCCGUGAUGAGUAACCAUGACUCCGGGGCGGAGCCCCGAACAGACCACAGCCCAUCUCGCUUUACAGCGGUCAAUGGCAGAGACGCGAUCGCAUCCACCCCCCAUGGAGGACCGACUGCGGUUCCAGGCACCAUGAACCAAGGGGAAAGAGUCGCCGCGGCAGCGGCAGCGCCAGUCUCAAGCGACAAUGCGGACCCGUCGCGCGACAGCUUGGGUACCCGAGGCGAUCACCACGAAGACUCGCAACGAUCCUCACCGUCCGAGUCUAAUAAGCAUAAGCGGAAGCGGUCGGGCUCGGGGGACCAGGAAGCCCAGCAGCCUCCAGACCCUAGCUAUCACCAUCCUCCUCCUCCUCCUCCCCCUCUCCCUCCUCAUCACCACCAUCACCACCAUGUCGGUCGCGGCUCCAUCGGCCAUUCGGAGGAACCGUCCCCUCUCCCUGCGAAUGGAACGGGCCCAGGAUCGGUUUCCUCCGAAAUGGACUCGAUCAACCCGGUCGCUGCCUCGGGCCACCGAUCGGAUACGAAUGAGACAUCGCAGCCUCCAUCCACGGGUCCGUGGCCCGAUUAUGACACCCAUUUGAUCAGUCAGGCCCAACGGGCGCAACAAAUCGAUCCAUCAGACGCUCACUUGGCUGAUGCCCUCCAGCGAGAUGCGCAAGGCCCGGACCACUCCCGCAAUGGAGGAAACGACCGCUCCGUGCCGCCAGCCUCGUCCCCAUCCUAUGUCUCGGAGCGUGCGACGGGCGCGGUUCAAGUCGCGCCGAAGCGAAAGCGUGUCUUUAGCAACCGCACCAAGACGGGAUGUAUGACCUGUCGCCGCCGAAAGAAGAAAUGUGAUGAGCAACACCCUGCGUGCAACAAUUGCAUCCGCGGAGGGUUCUUGUGCGAAGGAUACACCUCACGAAGUACCUGGCAGAAACCUUCAACAACGAAAGCACCCGUUCCGUUGCAGUCCAAGGAAGGCUAUGCCGAUAUGAGUGGCCAGUACCUUCCUGAACCUACUGCCCAUCAUGACCGACCACCCUCGGGAUUGCCCGAUCAUAUGGAAUCGCGGAAGAUGAGACCAUUGGGCGAGGAUAAUGAGCGUAUCACCCAGCCAUAUACCACCAGCCCAUCCAACAAUACAGCCCCCACCCACGCACCAUCGUCAUCCUCGUCAUCCUCAUCAUGGUCAAAACGCACUUGGUCGGGCCCCGGCCAUUCGACGUAUGUGCCGCCAGAGCACCUGGCCAAGCCCGAUUAUCGAGAGGUGGCCCCCAUUCACGAGCUUCCCCCGCGAGAAUCACAUCCAAAGCCAGACUACCCCAUGGUCCCUCCGAUUCGGGAAUUCUCGCAUGCACCACCUCCACCGCCACCGCCAAAACCUAAUAGCUUGCCUCUGUUUCAUGGGACAACCACCGAGCAGCAGCGGCCUAUGCCUCCGGCACCCGCGCCCGCCCCAGCACCGACUCCCAUGCCGGCGUCCGCGAUGGACACCAGCAGUCCACAAACGCAGGCACGAAUGGCCCUCAAGAUUGAGCAUCAAUUAUCAGCCCGUACAGUGAACGUGGAAGAAACGGAAAAGGACAAGAUGAUUCGCGGCGAACUCUACCGGCCUUUCGAUCUGCAGCUGGUUGAGGAGAGGGAUCGGUGCAAGCGGGCCCUGUGGCGAUUCAACAAUGCAUGUAAUCCACACUAUGGAUUAAGCUCGAAAGAACAGAACCGUCUUCUCAAGGAAAUCCUGGUUCCCCCCUCAGGUUCAGUAGCCAGUUCCCCCUCUGGUGUCGCAUUGCCUCAUUCCUCGGGGUCGAUUGGACAGGGUGCAGUUGUGGAGUCUCCCUUCAACUGCCAUUAUGGAUACAAUAUUCAAAUCGGGGAAGAUGUGAUGAUACACCAGAACUGCCUUUUUGUCGACGACUGCGGCAUCAGCAUUGGCGCCCAUAGUUGGAUCGGCCCAAACGUCACACUCCUGAGCUCGAUGGCCCACUCCAGUAUGCAGGAGCGUAAAGGGUCCCAGAGUCGCUAUCAAGGCCGGCCUGUCAUCAUCGAGGAAGACUGUUAUUUAGGCGCGGGCUGCACCAUUUAUCCCGGAGUUCAUCUAAACCGAGGUGCCUAUGUUGCGCCUGGCGAGGUCGUGAAGACAGACAUCGUUGCUUAUGGGUUCCAAGGAUACAAGCCCAGUUAUAUGUGA
This is a messenger RNA of Penicillium daleae, 2193 nucleotides long. RefSeq lists its product as uncharacterized. The transcript has 2 exons. NCBI's taxonomy places the organism in Eukaryota, Fungi, Ascomycota, Eurotiomycetes, Eurotiales, Aspergillaceae. Gene Ontology annotation, biological process: regulation of DNA-templated transcription. Bases 1 to 2193 code for a protein of 730 amino acids. Gene Ontology annotation, molecular function: zinc ion binding; acetyltransferase activity; DNA-binding transcription factor activity, RNA polymerase II-specific. The record is from RefSeq and is a predicted model, not a curated record.